This is a messenger RNA of Talpa occidentalis (Iberian mole), 1643 nucleotides long. RefSeq names its product IDNK gluconokinase (gene IDNK). Gene Ontology annotation, molecular function: gluconokinase activity. The record is from RefSeq and is a predicted model, not a curated record. The coding region runs from base 388 to 831 and encodes 147 amino acids. The transcript has 5 exons. Gene Ontology annotation, cellular component: cytoplasm. Lineage: Eukaryota; Metazoa; Chordata; Mammalia; Eulipotyphla; Talpidae.
CUUUGGGGGCGGGGGGGCCUGGGGAUUGCCCCCGCCUUCCCCUUACUGAAGAGGAAAAUGAAACCUGGACACCUGAUUCCUCCUCUUUGCUUCCUACCUGCUGCCCCGGGCUUCUGGCCCAGCACCACGUCGGAGACUCGGGCUCCCCUUCCGUAAACGAACUGAGAUCCGGCCUGCAGCAAAAGCCCUUUGGAAAGGAGCGCUGCUAGAGCGCACAUCGAUAAAAAGGACGGGCAGCAUUUGUUUCCCAGCGUGUCCUAGGAUGAGAUGAUUGGGAAAUAGUCCUUUGAACACCUGUCCUCUCCACAGGUCCAGUGUGGGCACCCUGCUGGCAUCCAAGGAUGGAAAUUCUAUGAUGCAGACGACUACCAUCCAGAGGAAAAUCGAAUGAAGAUGAGUAAAGGAAUACCACUGAAUGACCAGGACAGGAUUCCAUGGCUCUGCAAGUUGCAUGACAUUUUACUAAGAGAUACAGCCUCAGGACAGCACGUAGUUCUAGCCUGUUCAGCUCUGAAGAAAAGCUACAGAGACAUCUUAAUCCGAGGGCAAGAUUGUGCACCUUGUAAGUGUGACGAGUCAGGGAAGGAAGGAAAGCCUGCUAAGGUGAAGCUCUUUGUGGUCCAUCUGUAUGGGACAUUUGAGCUCAUUUCCAAACGCUUACUCAAGAGAAAAGGACAUUUUAUGCCCCCUGAGUUACUGCAAUCUCAAAUUGAUACUCUGGAACCCCCAUCAGCUCCAGAAAAUUUCAUCCAAAUCAGUGUGGACAAAAAUCUCUCAGAGAUAAUUGCUAUAAUUAUGGAAUCACUUCACAUCAGUGGUACAGGACAGUAGAAGGCAUAAAUCUCUAUCCUAUCCCAAAAGUUGUUCCAGUAUCCUGUCAAGACCAUAUUCUAACUUCUAAAAGAGCAAACAACAGUGAACUGAGAAUCCUGUUUGGAUGUAAUUUUGGGAAUUUGUGAUACUCUGCCAUCACGCUUUGGCACACUGGAAGAAGGAACUUUAAAUUUUAAAUUUUAAUUCAUGUAGACAAUCAAAUGAUCAGAGGAACUUUAUAAUCACUGCUAUAAAUCAAGACCUUGUGUAAAACAUUUUGACUAUGCCUGUAUUUGGAUAAAUAAGUGAAAACUGACUGUCCUUGCAAUUUCCUCUGGAAACUGGUCUCAGGAGCAGAAAUGUGUACAGUAUUAAUCACUCACCAAGUCAUUUCACAGUACAUACCUCCUAAUCUCUCUCUUUGGGUUGCUUAAACAUAAAUAAGGUGCAUGCUAGUAAUUCAUGAAUAUAAAAAAUUGUGAAGGUGGAAGUUGAGUGAAUGAAGCACAAACAGGCCAAUCAGGUCUACCGCCUCAUUUUACAUGAGGUAUCAUCUCACACUUGUGAGAAUGGCACCUAUUUUUUUUUCAGACUUAGUUUUUUAUACAAGUACCGGGGUACAGGUCAGAUGUGCGGGAGGGUGAGAGGAUUCACCAGAGACAGAGUGGGGAACAGAACAGGCAGAAUGAUGAAAUACACUGCUAAAGGGAGCAGCAGGCAAGACAGGAGAGGUCUGCUUCCCCAUGUGGGAUUCUCGCCGGCUGGCCGGGAUCGAACCUGCGCUAUAGAGGCUGCGGACAGCUUCACAGUGUGGCGCCCAAUUGCCUGCG